GCCAUUCCGCGCCUUUCCCCCUUUCCCGUCGCGGCAACUUUGGACGACUUGUUGUUAGAUGUUCUCUGCUUGUCGUACCUUGUUUACCUUCCAUGUUAACAUGUGCUGCUUUUAUCUUUGGUGAUCCCUUGUUUGAGACAUACUAUGCAACCUUUCGGAGUGAUGUCGUAGCGUCUUGCCUUUUGUUUCGUGAACUAGCUCGACUCGCACAGGUACACACUUCCUUGUUUGCAUGUCGUCUGACAACGCGUGCGAGCCGUGCGAGCUCCUUCAGCGGGACAGUUUAAAUUAGCGCCAGAUUUCACAGAGGGAUUUCGGGAUAUACUGCAACGUUUGUGAUCGCAUACGACAUGACACAUUAGCAGUCAUCGCGCAUGUAGAUACGCGCGUCUUCCGCAGAUAUGAGCCACGAUGAAGUUCGAAACCAACCGCGGUUCCACAUGUAUGACGACGACGACGGACACCAGUCCCUAUUUGAAGCGUUUGUGUCGCACACAGCUAAAGAUUUGGGCCCGAUAGACGAGGACUGGUUUUUCAAGGAGAGAGCUUCGCAAAUAUCGGAGUGCAGCGAGUUUGGGAGCAGCGGCAGUGUGUCGUCGAACCCUUGCACUCCGGUCGCGUCUCCGUGCUUGCCCUGCGACAAAAAUGAGACGCCAGCUUCUUCCACAAAUACUCCAGCGUCCAUCUGCCGGCGUAACGCCAGCUUCCUCGAGUGGACUCCCCUUUCGCCUUCGCCAGUUGUGACAAGCGUGUUCAAAACCCCAGGAGUGCCAAAAUCUCUUCCACAAAGCCUUGUGAUAACCAAAAACACACCCAGCCCCCUUUGGUCACCCUCUUUGGAAACACCACCCCACCGAACUGCUCGGAGCAAACAAGAUGUGAAAGUAUUUGCUCCAAGGAACUUGUUUCAUCCGCCAAGAAAAAGCCAGCAAAGCCUGUCAUCUGAAAAUGAAGACAAUUUAGAGGACGAAGAGUUCAAAGAUGUUUCGUCUGACAGAGAAGAGAACUUUGACUCUGUACUUGGUGGCCCCGAGAAAGAGGUGCCCCUCCACAAGUCGGAGGUGCAGAAUGAAUAUGGCUUCGGUGCCGAGGACAAUCGCCAAAAGCACGGUGAAGCUUCUUGUGACAUACCACAAGUCUACUUAACAGAUACAGACCAUGGCUUUUUGAAAGUGACUCCUGAAAGGCAUGCUUCUCACAGUGCGUCGAGGUUACUUGAUGCUAAAAUAGGGAAACGAGGAGACUUUGUCGCUUUAAAUGAUGGCAGUGCUUGCCUAAAGCAUCACUUGACAGUGAAUGGGACUUCUCACGAUCAUGUGCCUGACAUGACUGUCAUCAUAACCACGGCGCCUUUGCCGUGCCAGACAAAGGAGUGCCUGAGACCUAAUUCGAAGCUAGAAAAUGUCUCAGCUGCCCCAUCGGUGGCCUUGAAAACUGCUGCAACAAGUCCUCAUACUGCAGGUGGGACUGACUCUAGCCCACAUAACAAGUCUUUCAGCAGCACAUCGAAGGAAUUCUCGUUUUCUGAGGACAAGAGCGAUGGUGUCUUCGGACGAGCGGAACUUUCACUCACCCAGAUGUUUGAAGUGGCUGAAAGCACAAUUGCUUGUAUAGAGGCAGCUGAUAUGGGUUUCACCCAAUGUAUGUCUUCAGGAAGUGAAGCUGUGUUGGACAGUGACCCUGGCAGCAUCACAAACAAUGUCAAAUCGAAAGCUCAUAAAGGUGAUGAUAAAAUACCGGGCAUGCAGCGACUACCAUUGCAUUCUAGGACAACUCAUGGCAGCCAACCGGCAUUAUCUAUAAAACAAAAUAAAGUUUUUCACUAUGUUGACGGAGAUGACAAGCCUCACACCACAAAUUCCACUGCUAGAAACGUCGCUAUUUCAUCUGGCUUCAAGACCAGGUCCGGGAAACAAGUUGCCAUACCAGAAUCCUCACUCGGUGCUGCAAAAGGAAUGCUUGCAAUGACCGAUAAAGCAAUUGUUAAUGACAAAAUUGUGGAGCAGCUAGAGGCCAGCUCUGCUGGAAGCACAGCAAACCACUGCGACAGAGGGAACAUGCAAACACCAGCAUACUUUGAACAAGCGGGGGACAUGACAGCUCAACCUUGUUCUGGAGCUAGAUCCAAACAGACAAGUAAGGAAUCAAUGGGAAAUCCUGCUCCAGCGCUUUCUGAUGCUCGCGGAAAUCCAAUAAAGGACUCGAACAUUACAUUGAUAAAGCCACAAGCUCAACCUGGCACAUUCACAUCAGGCUUUGUGACUGCUAGAGGGAAGCCUGUAUAUGUGCAGGAGGAAGCACUCAGCCACGCUCGUAAGUUUCUCGCUGACGGUCCUAGUGCGCCGGUGCAACCAGUGACAAAAGACGACAAUGUGCCAACAUUCUUCACAACUGGAACAGGAAAGGCGGUGACAGUCUCGGUUGAUUCACUGACAAAGUCAAAAGGAGAGUACGGCUCAUUUAAAUCGGGCUUUACUACAGCAGGAGGCAAGCCUGUCUACUUGCAAGAGGAUGGCAUUGAUCGUGCACGGCAAUUUUUUUCUGAAUCUAGUUGUAACAUGCCAGGUGAAGAAUUAGUGAAGGAUUCCGCAUCUUUGCUGCCAACUGGUGGUGAUAGAAAGGCAGCGAAAGGCUUCGGUGACUCAAUAGCAAAGCCUAAGGGUCAGUCUGGUACAGCGACAUCAGGAUUUGCGACUGCUGGAGGGAAGCCUGUGUAUGUGCAGGAAGAAGCACUCAGUCCACGCUCAACAGCUUUUUGCUGAAGCUCCUUCA
Molecule: messenger RNA, 2772 nt
Organism: Rhipicephalus sanguineus (brown dog tick)
Lineage: Eukaryota; Metazoa; Arthropoda; Arachnida; Ixodida; Ixodidae
Exons: 5
Coding region: 402-2762 (786 amino acids)
Biological process (GO): double-strand break repair via homologous recombination; regulation of DNA-templated transcription
Source: RefSeq, a predicted model, not a curated record